Molecule: messenger RNA, 879 nt
Organism: Parascedosporium putredinis
Lineage: Eukaryota; Fungi; Ascomycota; Sordariomycetes; Microascales; Microascaceae
Source: the annotation of a GenBank genome assembly
AUGAUGACGACGGAAAGAGAUCCCGACUCCGAGAAUACGCCGCCGAGGAAGCGUAUCGCUGUUGCUGUGCAGAGCCCUGCCGAUUUCUUCGACUUGGAUACCACCCGGGCCCAUUUUCCCGACACCCUACCCACGCUCACAUCUAGUGAUAUGCUGGGCUCGUAUCGGCACGGUUCGGCUUCAGCAGCUGCGUACCCAUACCAUGCCGCCGCCACAACUACCGCAGGGAAGCAAUCGUACUAUGGCGCGGUGCCCACGUGGCCCACGCAAGGUUACACCGAGGAUAGCGUCGACUACGGAUUGCAGUAUGGCCAGAGCCACCCAUACCUAGCCAUCGAGGAUGAAGUUCGCAUGGUAACUGCCAAGUCACAUUCGGCGAAUAGGCUAGGCCUAGGAAGCACCAAGUUCGGGGCCAGCACGCACUCAGGCCCGAGUGGAAACAUCUACGUCGACGUCGACCCGGGCUAUCCUUACACGAAUUCACCAGCACUCAUGCAUCGGCCGCCCAUGGGUACCACCCUCGACCUACCUCAUUUCUCUUUAGCCGCCAUUCCACAGCAGCACCUCCACAGCUCACCAAGCAAGGAUAGACUUCUUCCCUCGCCCACGAGAAGUCUCCCAAGUAAUGGCAUCAUGAAUUAUCGUGCAGUCCGCGCUCGCCACGUACCCACCGUCUGCUACCGCUUCGCAGGCAUCAUCCACGUCAUCGGCCUCGUCGAGAGUAGUGGGCACCACGUCCCUCUCUGCGGCCGAGGUGUACUCACAUGCGGGUCCGUCAUCGUCAUCAGCAGCAUCAUCGUCGCCUUCCUCAGGCGCCGGCGACUCGAUAUUUUCCACAGCGGAGAACAGUCUGCGGACACCUUCGGGCGGCGGAUCUGA